CAAUUAUGCAAAAUAGCUGCGAAAAUAUGUCUGAGAGAGAGAAAAGGAAGGUGUGCGAUUGAAGUAAGGGAGGAUCUGCGAGAGUGACUGAGAGAACCAGGAAGACGUGCGAGACUGGAGCUGAGCCAAGCACCAGUCAUACUCAACAUAAGGGCUCUCGUUUUGCAGCUCCUGGAGCUCUUUCUUCAUAACUCGCCUCUGCUGAGUGGUCGUCGGUCUUAGAUGGAGUGUGUGAACGUGUGAGGGGUUGUUUGACAUGCCCAAGGGGGGGUUUUAGUGAGAAACAACAUGGAUUUCCAUCACAGGGCAGCUCUGGAUAUCUCCACCAAGAACCCUCAAGAUGAUUUUGAGAUCCUUUUAAGAGUUGGAGGUGGAACCUAUGGUGAAGUCUACAAGGCACGAAACAAGCAGAAUGGAGACCUGGCAGCCAUCAAAGUUAUUAAAAUGGAACCAGAGGACGACUUCUCCAUCAUCCAGCAGGAAAUAGUCAUUGUAAAGAGCUGCAAGCAUCCCAACAUUGUGGCAUAUUAUGGCAGCUACAUUCAAUCCAAUAAGCUGUGGAUCUGUAUGGAGUUCUGUGGGGGCGGAUCGCUUCAGGACAUCUACCACGUCACGGGUCCUCUGUCCGAACUGCAGAUAGCCUACAUUUGCAGGGAGAUGCUGCAGGGCCUGGACUACCUCCAUGCACAGAAGAAGAUCCACAGAGACAUCAAGGGCGCCAACAUUCUCCUUAACGAUCAGGGCGAGGUCAAGCUGGCGGAUUUCGGGAUCUCUGCUCAGAUCACAGCCACUCUGGCCCGGAGGAUGUCUUUUAUUGGAACGCCAUAUUGGAUGGCGCCGGAGGUGGCGGCCGUGGAGAUCAAAGGUGGCUACAAUGAGCUGUGUGACAUCUGGUCUGUCGGCAUCACCGCCAUAGAGUUGGCUGAGCUUCAGCCUCCUCUGUUUGACGUCCAUCCUCUGCGAGUCCUGUUUCUCAUGUCCAAAAGCGGGUACCAGCCUCCAAAACUGAAGGACAAGUCGAGAUGGUCGUCCACGUUUUACAACUUUGUGAAGGCGAUGCUGGUGAGGAACCCAAAGAAGAGGCCGAGUGCCUCCAAGUUGCUCUCGCACAUGUUUUUGACCCAGCAGGGCCUGAGCCAAGAGGUGACCCUCAAACUGCUGGAGACCUACAGAAAUCCUGAGAAACUGAAGGCCUGCGUGCAUACAGAUGAUGACGACAUGGAGGUGGCACCUCUUGCAACUUUAAAGAGGAUUCAAUCUAUCAACAAACACAACCGUGCGGAGAGAACCAACUCUGACAUGAGCUUUGAACAGAUCUACACCCAGAGGCCUGUGAAAACGGACUCACCCACUGUAACAUUGCGGGCCUCACCCGGAUCAACGGGCAGCAGCAACAGUCUGGUCAGGGAUCAGGGAUCAGAUUCAGAUGACGACUACGACGAUGUGGACAUCCCCACGAUACAGACGUCCUGUCACACAAUGCCAGCCAAUGAAAUUCCACCCCCACUUCCUCCAAAGCCCAAAGUGCGGACCAGCUCAGAGGAAAGCGUGGCAAGUGAAGAGGAUCGGUCAAGGAAACCCUCCUCGCUCCACACCCCCACUCCUCUCUCGAGGACCUCAAGCGGGACUCAUGUCCGACCCACCUCCCACACCCGAGCCUCGCGGCACUCAGUUCGGCUGACAGACAACCCAGCAGAUGACGUCCCACCUGAACUCCCCCCUAAAGGCAUCCGCAGACGGCAACUGCCGCCAAAGGACUCUGAGUGUGUCAGCCCCGUCACAAAGAAACCUCCUGUCUUUUUGAGAAAGGUCUUCCAUGGCUGCCCUCUAAAAAUAAAUUGGUCCACAACCUGGGAAAACCCCACCUCCAAAGAACAGCAUCUGAUCCUGGGGGCCGAAGAAGGAAUCUACACCCUGAACCUGAACGGCCCUGAGGCCACGAUGGAGCUGCUUUAUCCUGGGAAAUGCACCUGGGUUUACACCAUUAAUAACGUCCUCAUGUCUGUAUCAGGUAAAUCGUCGCAGCUUCAUUCUCACUCGCUGAAGGAGUUACACGAACAGGCUCGGAAAGACCAGAGGUUGGUCCCCAUAUCCACCCACAGACUUCUACCAAGAAAAUGUGUUGUCACUUUUAAAAUACCCGACACCAAAGGCUGCAAGACCUGUUCUGUUGUGGAGAACAUGCAUCGAAACUGCGUGUUCCUGUGCUGCGCCCUGGAGUCCAGUGUGUUGCUGUUGCAGUGGUACGAGCCCAUGCACAAAUUCAUGCUAAUCAAGCAUUUUGACUUCCCCCUGCCCAACCCUCUGCGGGUGUUUGAGAUGGUGGUGGCGCCGCAGCAGGAGUACCCUCUGGUGUGCAUCGGCGUAUCACAGGGACCAGACCCCAGCCGACCCGUCUGCGUAGAUUACAUCAACCUGAACUCCAGCUCGUCCUGGUUCACCAACACUGGCAUGGAGAAACCCAGCCCAGAAGUAGUUCAAGUUCAACAGCUGGACAAAAACUCUCUGCUUGUGCUCAUGGAAAAGUCGGUCCUUUGUGUUGGUCUGAACGGAGAGGUGAAGAACCUCCAUCAUCUUCCUCAGCAGACCACUUUCUUCCAUGAGAUUGAAUCUAUAGUGUUUUUUGAAGACACCCUCCUGACAGUUUGGCGCCAUGGUUGGCAGAGGAGAGGAAAAGGUUUCACGGAGGUGCUGGAGGAAUUGACUGACCCCCGAAAAAUCUACAGAAUGGUGAAGUCCCACAGGACCGUCGUCAUGGAAACCCAUCCAGUAGAGGACCAAUCAGGUCUGUCCAACCUGUACGUCCUGGAAAUCGCUGAGAAGUAUGUGCUGCUGCCAUGACCCAGUGCAUCAUGGGAAACUCCCCACGUUGGAGACUGGCACUGUCAGCCGUUGAAGGGAGACAAAAACAGGAGGCCUUGACAUUCUUUCAACGCAGAUGCGACCAUACCUCUGGAUUCUACCUGCUAACCUGUGGAGAAACCCGAUGAGAUCGUAGUGUCCCCCUCAUCCCUAUGUUGCUGUUAUUUAUGCUGUUUUUGUUUUUCACUUGAGAUCCAAAAAAUGUGAGGAGUAUUCCUGAGUCACGAAAAAAAAAAGUGUUGUGCUGACCCUGAAGAGUCACCGUCCUCCUGCCAAAGUAUUAUUGAUCACAGCCUGCAGGGACUCAUGCGGCCUCCUUGAUGACAGAAGAACUUAAAGGAGCAGAGCCUGCUGGGGGCUCGUGCUGUGCUUUGUGACCUGAGCCUGUGUUCCUGCCAUUACACUCAAAUAAAGAUCACACAUUUGAAGGAUG
Oryzias latipes (Japanese medaka) is the source of this 3295-nucleotide messenger RNA. RefSeq names its product mitogen-activated protein kinase kinase kinase kinase 1 (gene map4k1). Gene Ontology annotation, molecular function: MAP kinase kinase kinase kinase activity; ATP binding. NCBI's taxonomy places the organism in Eukaryota, Metazoa, Chordata, Actinopteri, Beloniformes, Adrianichthyidae. Gene Ontology annotation, biological process: protein phosphorylation; intracellular signal transduction. The record is from RefSeq and is a predicted model, not a curated record. Gene Ontology annotation, cellular component: cytoplasm.